AUUUAUAACAUAUAUAUCUAUUGGUUAAACGAAAUAGUGAUAAUUAAGAAUAUGCCAUGAAAAAGGUUCGAAUGGGUAAUCUUAAAUUAAGAGAGAGGGAAAAUGCAUUAAAUGAAAUAAGAAUUUUAGCAUCAAUAUAAGAUUAGAACAUAAUAGGGUAUAAAGAAGCAUUUUUUGAUGAGUAAUCAAAUUGUUUAUGUGUUAUAAUGGAAUAUGCAUCUGGAGGAGAUAUAGCAAAAUUAAUAUAAAAUUCAAUUCGUAAACACACACUAAUUGAAGAAAAAGAAAUAUGGAAAGCUUUAAUACAUAUGACAAGAGGUUUAAAAGUGCUGCAUAAAGCUGGAAUUCUGCAUAGAGAUUUAAAAAGUGCAAAUGUUUUUAAAUCAUCAAAUGGAAUCUAUAAAUUAGGUGAUAUGAAUGUUAGUAAAGUAUCACAUGGUGCUAUGGCAAAAACACAAACAGGAACUCCAUGUAUUAUAUUUUAAUUAUAUAAGAUUAUGCUAGUCCAGAAGUAUGGAGAGAUUAACCAUAUUCAAAUCCUUCAGAUGUUUGGUCAUUAGGAUGUGUUAUUUAUGAAAUGGCAACUCUUAAACCACCUUUUAGAGCAACAGAUCUUAAAAGUUUGUUUAGAAAAAUAUCAGCUGGUAUCUAUGAAAAAAUACCAAAAUAAUAUUCAUAAGAAUUAAAUUUUAUCAUUGCUUCUCUUUUAAAAGUGCCACCAUAAUUAAGACCUACUUGUGAAUAAAUCUUGAAUGAUUUAACUAUUAAGAAAUAUAUUGAUGAACUUGAACCAUAACCAUAUUCUCCAUAAUAAUAAAAAUUAGCUAAAGCUCAAUUAUUAUAAACUAUUCUAUUACCUAAAAAUUUAAAAUAGUUAUAGUAAAAAUUACCUAAACCUAUGUAUGAUAUUGAUUAACCUAUUCAAUAAUUACAUAACCAACCCAAAUCUACCAGGUCAGUAUCAGUAAAUGAAUAAAAAUAUACUGAAAGACCUAAAAGUCAAACUCCUUAAUGUUAAAAAAAAUAACCUAAUGUUAUUUCCAAUUAACAAAUACAAAGGCCUGUAAUUUUUUAUAUAUAUACUCAAAUAGAAAAUUCCUUUGGCUCCAGUUAAAUUAUAACAACCUGCAUAAAUCAUCAAUAAUCCUUAAUCACAUAGACCUAAAGAACGUCCUGUCUCUGCUAUGAGAGCUUAAAGUCCAUGUUCAGUUCGAAAAAGUGUUGAUUAAAAAUAAAAUAGAAAUCCCAGUCCUUUAGUUAGAAAAUCAAAUCCUUAUAUUAAAAACAAUGAUGAAAAUAUCAACGCCAACAUUAUCAAGAAAAGAAAUAAUAUUCCACUAAAACGAUGA
Messenger RNA from Paramecium sonneborni, 1349 nucleotides. The record is from the annotation of a GenBank genome assembly. Lineage: Eukaryota; Ciliophora; Oligohymenophorea; Peniculida; Parameciidae.